Nezara viridula (southern green stink bug) is the source of this 7862-nucleotide messenger RNA. Lineage: Eukaryota; Metazoa; Arthropoda; Insecta; Hemiptera; Pentatomidae. The record is from the annotation of a GenBank genome assembly.
GGAAGGGUGCACGGUAGGGGGUUCUGGCCCACAGUGUAUACCACCUUCAGUUCAGUGCACGCAUUGGAAGAGAUAAGACGUGCCUCUCUAGUCGCUCAUCGAUAAGAAUAUAUACGUUUAUAUUAAUUUCUUUUUCUCAUAACUUUUCACUUAUCAUUUGUUAUUAACUAUAAGGAUAUAUAUUAUUUUAUCAAUUUGUUUUUCUUUAUUACUAGCUUUCUUUAGAUUCCUUUUAUUGCGUUUUAUUUUAUAUUUCUGUGGGGGAUCCCAUUGAAAUAAAUAGCCCAAAUGUUAAACGAAAACGACCUCGGGGUCGUUUUAAAUUUGAGCCGAAAAUAUGGAUGGUGCAAUCGCAAUUAGCCCAUCGUUUUUAAUAAUAAAAAGAUCAGAUGAUCAAAAUUUUCAAAAAGUAUCUCAGUUCUUAAGAAAUAAGUUUCUUUCGGGUUUGGUGGAAGACUUAAAAAAUGUAAAAAAGUUAAGAAAUGGUGCACUACUUAUUGUAACCAAAAACAGAAAACAAUCGGAAGAAUUAUUAAAAAGUAAAAAUUUUGGUGGUCAAUUUUCGGUUCAAGUGUCACUCCACAAUACCUUAAAUUACAGUAAAGGGGUGAUUCGAUGUUACGACCUCCAAUUCCUAGUGGUAGACGAAAUUAAAAAUGAAUUAUCUCCAAUGAUAAAGGAUAUAAUAUACGCAUUAAAAUAAAAAAGAAUGGAAAUGAGAUAUUGACAAAUUUUUAUAUUAUCACCUUUCCUACUUCGAGAAUUCCGGAAACAAUAAAAAUAGGAUUCCAUACCGUUAAGUUGUGUAAACAAUUUUCACUAUCGCAAUACUUUCCCUUUCUAUAUAUUAUAUAUGUAAUUUACAUAUAUAUACAUAUGUAAGUGAAAGUAAAAACUGUAUACACUUAAUUAACCCAAAAUGAAUACACUUACUACUAUUUCUAAUAACACAACUCUAUAAUAUAACUAAUAAAUUAUACUAGUAGGCCCGUGCGAAAAAUUCGCACAGAAUAUUGUUAAGUGAUCAAAUGCCAAAUUAAUAAGAAAAGAAAAUAAUGCAACAUAUCAAAAGAUAAAGAACUCAAUCGUUGCUUUAUCGAUAAAUACAAUCGACACAAAAAAUUCAAGGAAACAAAAAUUCAUUUAAAACUUUAUAAAUGUUUGGAACCAACAUAUUUAAAAAUUUCAAUGAGCAAUGUCUUUGCAAAAAAUUGUCCAAUUUCGAUGAUUUUUUUCUCCUUUUGUAGAGAAUUUAGUAAUCGUUUAUAUAAUCAUGGGCAUAACCAAGGGAAAAGUGUGGUUCUAGAAAAUCUCUAGUUCUAUUAUAUUUACAAGGGUCUGGUUAGUGUCGUUUCGUGUAGCUUAUGCAGUCCUAACUUAAUGUAAAUUUUCGUGAGGAUACGUGGAGUCAUUUUUAUGUUAUUCCACUUUUUUUGAUUUUCGAAGGAGGCUUGGUUCCGAUUUGCUGCAAAGAAAUUUUUUUUUUAUUUUCAUGAAAAUUCGUAUUUGAGGUUUUAUAGAGGUGGGAAAUACAAAUCUCAACCCUGUUUUCCCUUAAAAAAAACUAUUUGAACCCACUUUCCUCCUUCGGCCAGUACAAAUUGUUUCAACGUCGUAUUGAUACUAUAGCAAUGUGGAAUGUUAGAAUGAAAAACAAAAGUGGAGAAUACGAUUCGCUAACUCCCCGUGAAAUUCUGAAUCCAACGGUACCCCAUUCAUGGUACUUGAGCAUGACAGGAGCUUAUAUUUGGUACAAAACGGAUUUCCAGCCUUACUGUAAUAAUAUAUGCGUGGAUGUGGAUGUGUGGAUGUUAUGUGGAUCUCUUUAGGAAAUACAAUACCAGAACUGUGCACUCAUUAUAUAUUGCAUUAGUAUCAGAAACAAUAUAAAAUCUUUAUUAAAAGUCUUGAUUAGGAAUAAAAAUUGCAUAGCUAAUGAAUCUAGGACUCAAGUUAACUAACAUAGGACAGUUUAAACAAAUAGAAAGAGUAGGAGGGUGCCCAAAAGUGGGUUUCACGGUAUUUAUUAAAUAAAAACUUUUGAGGCAUGGCAUUUUGAGGGGGAUUUGAAUUUUGAGGGGAGCACAUUUUGAUGGGGUUAUUUAUUUUUGAGUGAAAAGUUUGAAAUCAGACAACAAAGGGAGAGGUGGUUUCCACCUUAGGGGGAGAAUGGGAGAGACUAUCCUAUGGAGAAUAGUACACCUGACAGUCCUUACUUCUACCCUAUAAAUGUUGUCAGAAUUCAGUUUUCGCAAUCUAUGAUAACAUACAAUGAAAAAAAUUGAUUGUAAUCUGACUCAAUUUACUCUGUAAAAUAUGAAACCCUCUUUUAUUGACUAUAGUGUUGACCCUGAUAUUAAAUUAAAAGUAAAAACAUUGAAAUGAAAAAUUUCUUUUAUUAAAAAGUAUUUUUCAAUUGAACACAGAAUAUAUUUGUCAGAAUAACGAAGACUAAUAUCUAACAAAUAUACAAUAAUCGAACUUUCCAGACUAAGAUUGUCAUGUUUUGAAACAUAACAAAUAAAAUUAACUUCAAUAAUAAUAAAUAUUAGUUGGUGUUGCCGAACGUUAAUACUUCCUAAUUAUAAAUUUAGAAAUAUUAAAAUUAAGUACAAAUUGGUAAUUAAUUUAUUAGCACUAUAAUGUAGUAAUAAAUGUAAAUUAAUUGAUUAGCCAUAGUUGUUCAUUAAUAUAAUCAAUAUAAUCUACGUUAUGCAAUCAAGAUGUGACAUUUCCCCAUAAUUAAAUUGUAAUAUAAGGGCAAUUGGAGGGGGAACAUAUGUUCCAGGCGCCAUUGUAGACGUAUUCGGUACGUUUUGGUUACCGGUUAUCAGAUUUUUUAAUUUUAUCACGCAUGCUGAAUUUUUUAUUGUUCUGACAAUCCCAAUAAUAUAAAUAGUGGUUAUUAUCAGCCUUAAUUUGGAAGUGAAAAUGUCGGCUUCUCCCGUGAUAGUUGCAGCUACAGCAAAACAUACAGCAACAGUUAUCUUUCUUCAUGGUUUGGGAGAUACUGGCCAUGGUUGGGCAAGCGCAAUUGCAGCUAUUCGGCCAGCUUAUGCUAAAGUUAUAUGCCCAACAGCGCCUACCAUUAAAGUGACUCUUAAUAGUGGUCUAAAAAUGCCCUCAUGGUUUGACUUGAAAUCACUUGAUGCAUCUGGUGAAGAAGAUGAACCAGGAAUUAAAAAAGCCUCUGAAAGUGUUCAUGCUUUGAUUAAUGCAGAAAUAAAUGCAGGCGAGUCAAUUAAUUGUGUUCCAUCUGAGAGAAUCGUUGUUGGUGGUUUCUCACAAGGAGGUGCUUUAGCCCUCUAUUCUGCUUUCACUUACCCAGGCCAGCUAGGUGGAGUUAUGGCACUGUCUUGCUGGUUACCUCUUCAUAAGCAAUUCCCAGGCAGUAUCAAAGGGAAUCGAGAAACCCCAAUUAUUCAAUGCCAUGGUGAUUGUGAUCCUCUUGUUCCUUACAAAUGGGGUCAAAUGACAGCUUCAUAUCUCAAACAGUAUUCUUCUAAAGUAGAUUUUAAAACAUACCGUGGACUUGGUCAUAGCUCUUCUGACGAGGAAAUGUCAGAUCUGAAGACUUUUGUUGAGAAAGUUCUUCCUCCUCAAUAGACUUAUAACUAAUAAUAAAGAGUGAAAUCCUUCACAUGGUGUGAUUUAAGAUUGGUACAAAUUCCUUUACCACCCACUUUAACUGCCCAGGCACUUGUGUGCACCUGGAAUGAGUCUUUAGCAUAUUUCAUGUCCCACUUGUUUAUUCUCUCUGAAGCACAUGACUUCACCAGACAAAGUCUAACUAUAUUUCAUAUUCUGCAGGCUCUUCCCAAAUUUGUCAAUUAUUUGGCUUUUGGUUAUUUUGUUUUUAAAACCAACCAUUCUUUUAUCUAUGAUGUGACACUUAAUAAUUUUUCUCAGCAUUAUCGAAAUGCUUUUUUAAUUUAUUUUAUUUUAUUUUUUAAUUUUAAGUUUUGUUGUAUGAAGAGUUAAUAAUGGGAUGGAAAAAUUGUAGGAAACAUCGAUUCUGUGAAUCGUUGUCAUAUAAUUAAAUUUUACUUAAUAUUUUUAUUUAUUUAAUAUUUUUAGGAAUCCAGUUUCUAGUCCCGAAAUAAAGUCAUGACAUUCCAUUCCUCUGAAAACGUUAGUUUCCAACCCUUAAUGAAGUUUUAAUUAAGUUUCCUUACAGUUUGAACUUAAUUAAAAAUUGUUUUAAUAAAUGGAAAUGGUCUGGUUUCCAGUGGGUAAUUUCUGGUUUAAACAAAUUAUUAUAUUUCCUUUAGUUUUAUUUAUUUUAUUUUUUUUUUUCUAUAUUUCCAGUUCUAGCAAUAAUUGCUUAGGCCUCUAAGGGAUUGUUGGAGUGACAUUUAGGAGCUAUUCAAAUUAAUUUUAACUAGAAUACACAUAUAUUUUAGGUACAAUGUCCUAGUUUUGUAAAUAGGCAGUUCUAGGAAUGGAUAUUAAAUAAAUAGCCUUAAUUCUUUUAGAUUUUGAGACCUUAUACUUAUAGUGUUAUAUUCUAGGUAUAAAUUUGUAGAUGAUUAAAGAUUUCUUAGUCACUUGUUCCUGUUUUACAAUUGAUUUACAAUAAUUGUUCUGAUAUUAACAAACUGUUUUAAGUAUUAUAUUUUAAUAUUCUUUCCUUCCAUGUUAUAUAGCCUGAUAAUUAGUCAGCAUUAUUUGCAAACAAUCUAAAUGCAAUACAAAUUGUUAAAAGCUUUGAUGAGCUUUAAGUCUUCCAUUAGUUAAGAGCCAAAAGUUUAAUUUGAUUUGAUUUUGAAUUGUCAAUGUUUAAUUUUAUUUAGCAUAAUGUUGAGGUGAAUAUUUAUUUUCUGAGAAACCUUUUUUUCCUUCUUAAUGUUAAUUUAUGAACAAGAUUUUGAAAAACAAAAGGUUAAAUGAAUCAUAAAAUAAAGCCUAAUAGGAAAUUUUAAAAAUUUGUUUACUUUCUUUAUUUUUACAAGAACCCAUUUUUCAUCAAAUACAUUUUAAGCUAAGCCUUGCCAUGUUUCAACUGGUUCUUAAUAAUUAUGUAUAAUUGGAAUGGUUUUUGCAUAACUUGGUCUUUUCAAAAUGUACUACCAAUUGUUCAUUGUUUAUUUGUUCAUUAAAAAUUAUUAUCUAUUGAAUCAUAAAAGUAAUAAUAGAUUUUUUAUACCUUGAUAAUCUAGCAUUUCCUUUUUUAUUACAACCCUUUUUUCCUUUUUUCAUGAAUAUUUUGGAAUUGUUAUCAAAAUUAUUUAAACUGUGAUUCAUUAAUAUUAUCAUUAAAAAUAUUCAUUAAAAUGAUUUCUAUAACCAAUUUAAGAAAUUAAUAAAUCAUCAAUUAAUACAACAUUAAAGAAUAUGAAUGACCACAAAUAUUUUAAUAAUUAAAAUUAAUUUUAGAUUUUUAUUUAAAUAUAAAUAUAUAAUCAACCAAAACAUAUAAAUACUAUUAAAAAAAAAUAUACUGUUUUUUAAACUCUUAACAUUAUUUUUAUUUGUUCAAUCUUACUUGAUAUAAGCUUAAAACUGGUUUACAUGGUAGAACAUAAGAUAAAUCAAAAACUGAAUUAAAUAUGUAUGAACAUAUAGAUAGGGAUAGAUUAAAUGACCAAAACAAAGAUUGACAUAUUUGUUACCACCUUGUUUACUAACUGUUAUUGCACCAGUGAUCUAAACAUAAUUUUUUUGUUCAUUCUCAAUUUUUCAUUUGAUAAGAAAAAGUAUUGCUCUUCUUUUCUAUUUGUUUUUCAAAUAAGAUGUUUUUCAAUUAAAAAAUUUCCCCAGCAGUGGUGCCUGCGGCUGGAAUCUUUUAUACAUGUGUAAUGCAUUUAUUCUUUAUUUUCCUUGUUAAUUUAAAUGUAUGCUUGUUACUUCAUAAAAUGUUUGUUUUAGUAACUCUCCCCUUUCACCCCACCUAUUAUUAAUCAAGGUUUCAUUGUAUAAGUAAACUGUAUAUAUUUCCCACAGAUUGUCGGUAGUAGCCUAGGGGGAAUCACAUGAAGAACUCAGUUGAAACUGACCUUUUUAUUUAUUUUUUUUCUUAUCAUCUUAUUUUACUUACAAAUAUAUACAUAUACUUCAAGUAAAGGUAUGUUAAUCUUGUUAUAGGUGUAAAUGUAUCUAAAUCCAGUCAAAUGGUAAGAAAAAGUUAAUUUUGACUUAGUGCACAUGUGUUUGCUCUCACUCAGGCUGCCAACCUACUGUGAAUAAGUAGCUAUCAUAUUCUUUUAUAUAUAUAUAAAUUUUUUUUGAAAAAUAAAUACGUAUAAUACAUUAUUCAAUCAGGGUGUCCAGCAGCAACCUGGAAUAACUUGAAAACUGAGGGAAGGCAUUUUGUGGAGAAAACUGGGAAAUGUAUUAAGAAAUUCUGAUAAUUUCAUUGAACAAUUUUUUUAAACUCUACAAUACGGGUAAUUUUUUUUUAUUUUAUAUGAUCUGAUCAGAUCAUGAGCUUUGAACACCUCAAAGAAUAAUCUCUCAUUGGCCAGCAUGAAACUCCUGCAUUACGUUAUUGUUGGAAGCCAAAGUUCACCUAACUAUUUAUGAACUUUUUAGAUUUUAGUUUGAAUUUAUUUUCUUUAGUUCUUAUAUUUGUGAGUUAUUGAAUUAACAGUUUAGAUUUUAGUUUCAUUUUGUUUGCCUUUUAAGUUCCUAUGUUGGUGAGUUUUAAAUUAAGAUUCAAAAUUGUUUUCAAUAAUAAUUGUCUUCAAUGUUUUUCUUUCAAGCUAUGUUAGUGAGUUUUUAAAUCAGGCAUUAGAUUUAAUUUUCUGAAGUAGCUAUGGUUGUGAGAUUAUAUUUUGUUACUCAUUUCAUGCAGUUUCCUUAUAUUUACUACAACUAAGUAUGGAAUUCCAUUCCCUUUUUUGUGUGUGGUAUUAUUUCAACUUUACAUUUAUUUUAUUUAGAUCACUUCUCAAAUAAACUUUAUAUGUAUAUGCCAUAUAUAGGUAAGUAAAAUUAAAAAGAGUAACAUUAGGAUGAGUUGCAAUUAUAGUUUGAUAUAGACAGCUUUACUCAUCAGUUUAAUUCGUAAUGACAACGCAUGAUUCAGAACAGCAUUUUUUUUUUUUUAAUGGGAACUUUCAGAAUGUAUGGGGGGGGGGAGAGAGCAGAAAAUAUAGAGGAAUUUGGUUAGAAACACUGGAAACCAUGCUGAUAUUUAUCUCAUCUUACCAAAUAAUGAAUAUUCUACUAGCGCUCCCACUCCUCAGAAUAAUUUUAUUUUUAUUUCCUUUCAGCAUUAAUGAAAGGUAGUUAUAGGGUAUUUAUUUAGUCAAUUUAUAACUUUGUUUGAAAAAAAUCUACCUAGUAAAAAAAUAACUUCAAGUAAAAAUGCAGGAUAGCUAAAAUGUAUCAACAUAGGUUACAAAAAUUGUUUUUGUUAAUAGACAAUUUUGUAUUAUGAAUCAGCAUUAUUGAUAAUCUUAUUUACAAUUUCAUGAAUAAAUUUCUCUGUAAAAGUAUAAAAUAGUUUAGGUAUAAAAAUUAUAUUUUUACAUGUUAUUAAUGGAUUGAUUUAGAAUAAAGAGUUGCUGUGUGAUAGAUAUCAUAAAAUGUCAAAGAACUUUCUGUACCAAGUAUAUAUAUAUAUAAAUAUAUUACAUUUACAGACAACAAUGUUUUAAAAAAAGUUACUGGAAUAUUCUUUUUUUUUUAUUUUCUAAUAGUCUGUCAAUGGUCAUGUAGAUCUCAAAAUAAAGUGAUACUUCCCAUUUGUGCAAAAUUGUUUUAUUUUUAUUUUAAGUAUAGAUAGUCAAUUUGAUAGUACAUUUAGGCUAUUAAAACUCUGAGGACAUUACUAAAAAUUAGUCAAUAUUUAAAUAUUUAUUAAUUAGAAAGGUAGAUAAUUAGUAAUUUCCACAUAAUUGCAUAAGUCGUAUAUUUAA